This is a messenger RNA of Aethina tumida (small hive beetle), 1302 nucleotides long. Its product is annotated as retinoid-inducible serine carboxypeptidase. The transcript is spliced from 9 exons. Gene Ontology annotation, molecular function: serine-type carboxypeptidase activity. Gene Ontology annotation, biological process: proteolysis. The record is from RefSeq and is a predicted model, not a curated record. The coding region runs from base 1 to 1302 and encodes 433 amino acids. Lineage: Eukaryota; Metazoa; Arthropoda; Insecta; Coleoptera; Nitidulidae.
AUGAAGAGACUUCUAAUAGUUUGUGUCACAUUUUCAACUAUAUUCGGAUUAAAAAUCUUUGGAAAUGAAAAUCAUAAAUGGGGCCACAUAAAGGUUAGAGAGCAUGCCAACCUAUUUUAUUGGUUGUAUUACACAACUGCAGAAGUAAAUAGAGUCAGUGAAAAACCAUUAAUAAUCUGGCUCCAAGGUGGUCCAGGGGCCUCUUCUUCAGGCUUUGGAAAUUUUGCUGAAAUAGGUCCUCUGGAUUUUGAUUUAAACCCUAGAAACACAACAUGGGUUAAGGAUGUGAAUGUGCUUUUCGUUGAUAACCCAGUUGGAACAGGUUUUAGUUACGUUGAAAAUAAAAAUGCUUUUGCAAAGACUAACAGACAAAUUGCUGAAGACUUCGUUGUGUUUUUGAAAGCAUUUUAUGGAGAGAAUCCCGAGUUUAGCACCACACCGUUGUACAUUUUUAGCGAAUCCUACGGAGGUAAAAUGACUGUAGAGAUAGCACUUCUCCUACACAAGACAAUAACUCAGAACGAUAUUCAAUGCAACUUUAAAGGGAUUGGAUUGGGAAGUCCUUGGAUAUCACCCACUGAUUCUGUUACUAGCUGGGCUCCGUACUUGCUACAAAUUGGAGCUAUAGAUCAAAUUGGCUUCAACCGCAUUCAAAUAAUGGCAAAUAAGACAAAAACUGCCGCUGAGACUAAAAAUUUCAUUGAAGCCACCCAUAAAUGGGGUGAAACAGAAAGGAUUAUUGCAGAAGUCACCUCAGGAAUUGAUUUUUAUAACGUGCUCACCAAAGUCACACAUUUUUUAAAAGAUCACAGUUUUGAAGGCAUAAUUUUUAAACCCCAGUCGAAAUUAAUAUCUGAAAUUGAUGAUAAAAUACAACAACUUAUGCUUUCUAAUGUUAGCAAGGAUCUAAAUAUAACAAAUGAAUGGGGUCUUCAGAGCAACGAUGUUUUUUCUGAAUUAUUUGAAGACUUUAUGAAACCCGCUACCUCUGUUGUGGAAGAGUUAUUAAAUAAGACAGAUAUUAAAGUGGCUGUUUUUAAUGGGCAGUUAGAUCUAAUAGUUAAUACACCAGGAACGAUAAAAUGGGUUGAUGCUUUGCACUGGACAGGUUCUAAAAAAUGGAAAACUGCAGAACGUAGAAGCUUUUCUGUGGAUGGUAUAUAUGAAGGUUAUGUCAAGAAGGAAGGUAAUUUGGCGUUUUACUGGAUAAAUAGAGCGGGGCACAUGGUUCCCGUUGAUAACCCAGCAGCAAUGGAUUACAUUAUAAAAGAUAUCACAAAUGAUUUUGAAGUACUUUUAUGA